Messenger RNA from Arachis stenosperma, 345 nucleotides. RefSeq lists its product as uncharacterized. Bases 1 to 345 code for a protein of 114 amino acids. The record is from RefSeq and is a predicted model, not a curated record. NCBI's taxonomy places the organism in Eukaryota, Viridiplantae, Streptophyta, Magnoliopsida, Fabales, Fabaceae. The transcript is spliced from 2 exons.
AUGGGGACCAUUACAUUUGUGAAGGCACUAUGCGACCUUGGAUCAAGCAUAAACCUGAUGCCUCUAUCUGUGAUAAAUAAGCUAAGGAUCCAAGAGGUGCAACCCACAAGAAUCUCACUAGAGAUGGUAGACAAGUCCCUGAAGAGGGCAUAUGGAAUCGUGGAGAACGUCCUUGUAAAGGUUGAAGACCUUUACCUCCCUAGAGACUUCAUGAUACUUGACACUGGAGAGGACAAGAACGACUCCAUCAUCCUUGGAAGGCCCUUCCUAGCUACUGGGAAGGCCUUGAUUGAUGUAGAAAGAGGAGAGUUGGUUCUAAGUGGAAAGCCAUACAGAACCCCUUGA